Molecule: messenger RNA, 23456 nt
Organism: Cinara cedri
Lineage: Eukaryota; Metazoa; Arthropoda; Insecta; Hemiptera; Aphididae
Source: the annotation of a GenBank genome assembly
AUGUAUCUAAUUUAUAAAUUUCAUAAAAAUAAUGCGAUGCUUGUAUAUUUACUGUUCGGUUUACAUAUUUUGAACGUAUGGGCCGAACCAAAAUCUGAAUUUAUUUCUCAUGAAAAUUGUAAGUGUUAUGUACGUUACGCUAUAAAAAUUACUCCUUAACAAAUAUUAAAUAUUUCAAUUUAAUUUACGUUUGUAAUAAAUUACGUAUACCUAAAACGUUAUUAGUGAUAAAUAACGUUUUCUACAUUAAAUUAAUAUUUUAAAAGUAUUAUAAAGAAUAAAAAACAUUGCUAAUUUUUUAUUUAUUUAAAUUCAAAUUUAAAGAGAAUAUUGUUUAGUUUAAGGAUUGUUUUAAAAUUUGUGUAUGAACUUAAUUAUACACAAAUUUACCCAAUUUAUGUAACGAUAUAUUUACCUUUAUUUAGUACAUGAUAAAUUUUCAUAAUGCAUACAAAUCAUACAAUUACUAAUUUAUGGCAUUUUAUUUUUGUUUAGUCACUAAAAUUGAUUAUGACAUCACUACGAUUUAUAGAAUCCAGAAUAUGAGUACAAGUACAAAUUUAGUGUUUCCUGGUUUUAAUUUUAAAGGUAUGUAUAAUAUAAAUUUUUUAAAGCCUACGUUACUAAAAGUAUAUAAAAUAAAAAAAAACACAUAAACACAUCAAAUACAAAAAAAUCCUGUAACCAACGGUAAGCUAUCGAUAACGAAAAACAAUUCAGAGCGAAGUUCGAAUAUACAUGUAUUGAAAGGCCGUAAUAUUUACAAUUUUCGUCAGUUUAAAAAUCUUAAAAAUCUUAUAAAAAUAUAAAAAUACUACAUUAAAUUAAAUUUUCUUUUUUACCACAAAGUACGACUUUUAAAAAACCGAAAGUCAAAUUGUCACGUAUUUCUGCUAAUUCUAACAAUUCAUUUACAGAACACCAACCAAAUGAAAAUUACAUAAAAUCUGGAAAAAUUAAAAUGUUUAUAAAUAGCUAAAAAAUUGCUCAAAUUUUCUGAAAGUUUUACCAUAUCUAGAAAAAAAAAAAAAUUUAAGUUUUCUGUCAAUAUUUUAUGUCCCUUAGAAUAUUUUAAACUGAACUACAAUAAAUAAACAACAUUUAAAAUAAUUAUUAUUUUCGCACAUAGUCAUCGUUCUCCUACGAAUUUUCCGUUUUGCUCAACUAUUAAAAAAAAAUAACAAAGAAAUUCAUAAAACGAAAAUUUUGUUCACCAACAAGAUUAAUCAUUCAAUAAAAAGGUCUUUUGAUAUUUUUCUAUUGAGACCAUAUUUAUGGUAGAAAACAUAGGUCGUAUAAAUUUAAAAUAAUGAAAUCGUAACACCAUAAAUUUGUCAUUUUUUUAUUUUAGGUUUUUUCCAGUUUUCAUUAUUUUGUAAUAUAAAUCUAUAUUAUAUAUAUAAAAGAAUAUCUGUCUGUAUGUCCUUUAUAGAUUAAAAACUUACCGAACUAAUUUAAACGGGAUUUUUUGCAAAACGUUUCGCGUGGUCCAGAAAAGAUUUAUAGCUAUUGGAAUUUUCAAAAUGGCAGCUAUUAUUUAGGGGUAAGAAUAGUUGCCACAGGGAUUUUGGUAUUUUGUUGUAUACUUUUUGUUAAUUAGGUUACCUCGAUAACAAACUAAAUAUUAUUAUUAUUUUUGUUGAUUAUGUGGUAUCUAUUUCUAUGCGAUAUCAUUUUUCGAUUUUCCCAAGAGUUUUCCCAGCAAAUGUGAAUAAUUGGGAUAAAACAUGGGGAAACCGGGAAAAACGUAGGAUUACUAGGAAAAUAGGUACAACAUUAAAUAAAUAUUAUUUAAGAAAAAACAUAAAGCCUAUUUAAUUAUUUUACUAUAAAAUAACAUACAUAUUGUUGAUAAAGCAUCACUAUUAACUGAACUUUGCUUAAAAUCUUUUUUUCCUAAGCAAUGGUUAAUCAUUGCUAACAGAUAUAAAUUAAAUUUCCUUUAACAGUGGUUUCACCCGUCCCCAUUAUCCUAGGACGUCUUUUUUUAUGACUUUAAAUAUUAUAUUAUUAAUAAGGUACUGAGCGUUAAUUGUUUGAUGAAAAUAAAUAAUAUUUCCUUUUCCCGUAAUUUUUAGAAUAUACGAUUUGAUUGUGAGCCAAAAGCUUUGAUGUCCUUUUCUUUAGAACACCAAUUGAUUCCUAGAUUUUACAAGUGCCGAAAAGGGCGACAUAUUUACUUUUCUUUUCACUUUUAACAAGUGUAUCUUAUAAAGCUUUGUCUUGUUCCGACCGAUGCUUUGAUCACGGCAAUCCACUGCAUUGGUGAGAUACCACGAAAAAAACAAGAUGGGAUUGCCGGAGAAGUUUACUAUAUUAUUAUUAUUGUUAGAUAUAAUCGCUCGAAAUUGUAUUAUCUAUUUAAUUUGAUAAACGACCGGUUGAAUCUAUUGUAAUUGAUUUGAUAGUCGGUCGAUCGAAUUUAUUGAGCGAUAUUUAUAAACCGCCUGUGCACGUUUUAAGUAGUAUAAGUUCAAAUACAUACGUUUCAGUUAAAACUAGAUAUUAGACUUAUUUAACCCCACGGUUGAUUCUAGUUUUAACUAACGUGAAAACCAGACGAAAGGGAUUUGUGGAAACUAGUUUUGACGGAUUUCGGGUUUUAAUUAUAAUAUUAUUCUUAAUGUACGCAUUAUUAUGCUUAUUUUAUUUAUAGAAUUCAAGAAUGAAACCGGCAUCUUCCCGUGUUAUGGAUGCGUUUCAAUUGAAAUACAUUCUAGAACAAAUUCUAUCGGGUUCCCGAUACAUUACAAUUAUGAAACAAUUUCAAAAAAAAAUGUACAAGAAUUAUUUGAUGCUGGAUUUUUUCAUAAAUAUACCAACGCUUCUUACAUCGCACCAUAUUUAAGAAACGAAACCUUUACUCUACACGGUAAAAUAAUAUUGAUUAUUAGAAUAUCAUCAGUCAUUAUUUUAAUAUUUGUUGUUUUUAAAUAAAUAAAAAUUGUUUAAUAUAAACCGAUAAAACUAAUGAAAACUUGGGUCACGGGAUACGAAUGAAUAUACAGGUACCUAAUUUUAAAAUUAAAAUUUGAUUGUAUUAUCAUUGAAAUAAUGGUUGACGAUUAAUCGUUUUAUUAUAAUAAAUAAUUUUAAGGUUUUGUCAUAUGGACAUAUUUGUAGGUACACAUUUAUAUAAUAUGUAGACACUUAUUGUUUUUAAAUUAUCUGACUAAAAUAAUGUACAAUUAAAUUAUUUAAGGUUAUCGAUAAAUGACGGUGAUGCACAACAAUAUCGACAUCAAACGAUUAUCCAAUAUCGAUAUUGUCUUAAAUAUCAAAAUAUAUUAAACCUAUAUUAAAGAUUUCAUAAAUAGAUGUAUUUUUAUAUAAAAUAAAUUUUAGUGUUAAAAUUUUUGAUUCCCACCAAUCUAUUGAUGAGGUAUUCCACUUUUAAAUUUUAAUUGUGGGAUAGUGGUGGUGCAUUAUUAACACGCCGCGUGUCGUAUUGCCACACAAAUGAUACUCCACUAUUCUCUAGAACGCGUGGAUUGUUUUUUUUUGUUAACCACUUUUCCAGGCGUAUACACAAACUGUUAUAAUCAAAGGCAAAUUGGUUUAAGGUUAACGCAUAAUGCGUCUGUUAGCGUUCCAAUAAUGCAUUUAUAUGACCACGAGUUAUGUAUAGUCUUUCAACGGGAAGCUAUUAAAAGUGAGCAUGUCUAAAUGUCUAGCAAAACAGAGUACACACGCAAUAGAUAGGUAUGUAGGAGUUAUGGAUUAUUAGAUACAAUGGUCCGCCUUCGGUUCUGCAACCACUAUAUUUGGAGGAUAGAGUUUGAAAUGGUUGUAUAGGUAAAGGAAGAAGGAUGAGAAAGAUGAGGAUUAGUAUAAGGCAUGGGAUGACGAAAAAAUGACAUGAACGGCGUCUUAUAUAGGCUUUCUGGGUACCCCACUCUAUUACCGCCGCUGACCAGGACGCGGCGUAUCGGGGUGUGUUAAAGAUAAUUGACAUGGCGGAGUUUAGUACACUUUAGUGGUCAGUGUAAGUAUUUGUUGAUUGUUCUGGGGGUUGGUAGUUGUAUAGUGUCACGCCUGAUCGUUUAUUUCCAAAACUAAAUAUUUAAUACAUUAUAUAUAUAGUCAUGUUUUAAAAUGACCACGUCCAUAAGGUCGACAUCUUAGAAAAGAAUAAUAAUUGAACGACAAAGUAAAAUUGAAUUGUUAUUACAAUUUGUAUGUUUUACUGUUUUCAUACAAUAUUUGUUUGUAUGGUAAAUUACAGAAUAAAAGGGAUAUGAAAUAUAUGCUAUGUAUUUGAUAAUAUUUAUGAAAUAUAGUUGUUACUGUACAAUACAUUGGUGAUGAUAUUUUGAUUCUAUAUAAAAUGAAAGAUGUUAGUAAUUGAAAUAUAUUAAUUUUAUCGUUUAUUUAUUUUAAGAGUGGGUAUAGAAUGUUCAAGUGGAUAGCGUGUAUGAUAAGUACCUAUGGGGUCAAUAAUUAGAUUCGAAUGUUAAAUAUGGUGAUAACAUAUAUUAUUAUAGUCUCAAGUGCUAACCUCAUUUUGUGUCUUUUAAAAGACUCUUUGGAAAUUUUAUAAAGAUGAUAAAUCAUCGCAUGUAAGAGAUAAAAUUUUAUUCUUUAUGUCCUUCGAGAUAAGAUUUCCGCAUCUGUUGUCCCGGCCUAUGUUACAAUUAUUUAAUUUUGUCCACCUACUUCAGUGAUUAAAUUAUCCAGAGUUAAAUUAGGACGAAGAGAGUCCAGGUCCUCCUAAAGUUCACUCAUUAGUGCUUCCAGAGAUGCAAGUUUCUUUUUAAAAAUCCUUUCCUGGACCUCCCUGAAUUUAUAUAUCUACAGGUCCUUAAGAAAUGGUGGUGUUAUAAGUAUAUUUCUUUUUUUAUCGAGAAGCAUAGGUUUGCCAAUGAAUUUAGAAAAUCGUCUGGUGCAGACGUCGGCAAUGACGACGGUGGCUGCCGAAACUAGUUCGUAACUGUCUUUGUAUAAUUCGAAGUCGACCAUUAUAACUUUAGGAGAUAUUGAUGUAGCUGUGCUAGACAUUUUGGUGGUGGAGAUAUUUUUGGGGGUAAUAAUAUUGGAAAAAAAAGAGAGAAGAGAAAAAAAAUAAUUAUAAUUUUAUGAGAAAUUGAAUGUUGUCUAUAGUGUAAUAUGUUAUAUAAUGUAUAAUAUAUAUUAUUUAUAUUUUUUUUUAUUUUAAUGAAAGGAAUUAAAUUACUGAAAUAGGUGUUAUUGAAAUAAUUCCACUCUAAUAAUGCGAGUGAGAAAUUUAAAAAUAAAAUGUACUUACUUGAGAUGAAUCUAAAUGAAGUCUUGGUAUGAAUAGGAAUUUGUGAUAUGUUUCUAGAUUCAAUGAAUAAUAUCGACUGUCGUUCGAUUUUGUAAAACGCCUUGGGGUAGGGUUUGAGUAUAUCUGUUUAUUUGUGACGAGGGAUUUAUAAUUUGUUAAUUUUGUUAUGAUGCGUUUAUAUUUAUUUGGUUUAUCCAAGGGAUACAUGUGCGGCAGUUUGUUUGGUUUUAUGAUGGGGUAUGGGGUACUAAUAGGUCUAUUGUACUAUUGCUUGUGUGAAUUGAAUGGCGCGAGUUUGUUUAAUUUGUAAUUUAUUGGUUAAGUAUCCGUCGUAGGACCCUUGAUAAUAAAUUCGUUCAGUAAUUUGCAGAUACUUCUGGUAUAUUUGUAUUGAUAAUUUAAAAGAACUUAUAAUUGUUCAAUUAUAUGGCUUCAAUUAUUAGGUUUAUAAUGUAAGCCUGAAGGGAAAUAUUAUUUUCGGUUAUGUAUGUUCUUUCUAAUUCAUUAGAUAUUAUUGUGUAGUUGAAUUACCUGUCUAAUGGAAUUGCAGCGAUAGAGAAGGAAUAAUCAUCUAAUUCAAUAUUCAUAAUGAUAUCUCCUAGAUAAUAGUAAUUAAUUGUAGAGAUUGCUUGAAAAGGUGUGAUACUUAAAAUAUUCCAUUAAAUAAAGGUGUACUUAGUAUACAUGAGUCAUUGAAGUAAAUCGCUAGUUAUUGUAAAAAAAGACCAGAAAAGGUAUUUGACAAAAAGUUAAGUUUCGAGUUGUUUUCGUUAAAGUAUAUAACGAAAUGUAAAUUUUGUAUUUGUAAUGUGAGGGCUUUCGAUUGUAUAGGUAGCUUUUUGAAGUCCUUAUAGUGUUUACCCAAAUAUUCCGUCAUAGCUAAGUUUACCGAAUCUGGUAGAAGUCCUGAAGUUAAAAUAAAAGAUGCCAAAAAUGCAAUUAUGAUGAUUAGAUUUUUUAAAAACUAUUUUGAAUUUGUGGCUAAUGGUGAAAAGUGACGCGAUAAUUGUGCAAUGAAACAUAUAAAUAUUUCUAACGAAACGAUUGCUCGUAUGUACAUAAAUUUUGGUAUUUUUAAUUUUCUAGCAUGGGUAAUACGAUUUUCUAUUAUUGUUCGGUUAUUUUUUAGAUUUGAUAUUUUAUAAUUGAGGCAGAUUAAGUAAUUAUUAUUGUUAUUAUCGGUAUAUUGUGCAUAUUUAAUAUUUUUUAUAGACAUUCCGUAGCGUAUUGAGAUCGUUGUUUUGAAGAUUUUCGCAACAACACGUAUGUCGAAUGUGUUAUUUAUUAAGAAAGCAAUUAUUUCUGGGUAUUUAUUAAGAGUUAAUUUUGCCAUGUUCAAUUUGUCAGAAUAUAAUAUUAUUUCUAAUUCUAAUGAACUAGUUUCCCAAUGGAAAUAUUUAAUAAAUUACAGAAUGGCAUGGUUGUAUGUUUCGUAGUCUUGGACGGUAGAAAGAAAAAUAAAACAGAAAAUGAGUGUAUCAGGGAUGAGAACGUUUAGAUGGAUGAGUGGAGUGACGAGAGAAGAUACGAUAAGGAAUGAGUACAUAAGAGGUAGCUUAGGCGUGGCUUUGAUAAAAGACAAAAUUGGAAAAGAUAGACAGAGAUUAAUUGGUCAUGUUACGAGGAGAAUGGAAAAUGAAACAGUAAGAACUACAGUGAAAAUAAAUAUAGGAGGAAAGCAAAUCUGAAAAAAAGAGCGUUAGAUGUGGUUAAGAGUGUUAAGAGGACAGUUGGUGUAUGCAAUUUAGCUUUGCACGGUUCAGUUUUUCGAAAACCGAACUAGACCAGUAAUGUGAAAUUAAGACCAGGACAGAAAUGAACUUAUGAAACUAACCAUAGGACUAGACCGGAUUUUUCCUCAACUAAAAUAAGCCAAGAGCAGACUUUUCAAGAGCAAAUAUCAGUGACUAUUACUAAGAAACUAUAUUUAUUGAAUAUGAAUAUAAAUUGCAUUCGAAUUUUUAGAAUAAUAUCUUUUAGAAAAUGGUUAUUUUGAAAACUUUGAAGUAAUAAAAUAAAAUAAUUUUCUUUAAAUAAUUAAUAGAUGCAUAUAAAAAUUACAUUUUUUUCUGCAUAAGUCUCUCUCGCAUAAAUCCGGAUCGAAAAAAAAAAUGUAGAAAAAAAAUUAAAAUUGACAGAAUUAUUAGCAUAAAGAUAACGCUGUAGGACACUCUGAAUCUCGACAGUCGUAAAUUACUGCGAUUAUAAUCCACACUGUAUUUUGAAUCUAAACUAAUUAUAUUUUAUCAAUUAUUUCCAGGAAUGUUUAAAUUACCCGUUUUGGAAUGCAAAUUGGAUAAUAUUAGAUUUACUGAUUGCAUGUUCAACAAAUACUCUCAAUGUACUAAAUAUUAUUCAACAUUUUUAACUUUGGACUGGAUACCCGAAAAAAACCAAAAUUGUUUAAUAAUAACAUAUAAAUUUACAUUUAAUGAAGAUUUUUAUAACUCUAAAUACUAUUUCGAUAAUACGAAAGUUAACGUUAGUAUACAUGAUGGAUAUGAUAAUGUAAUAACUUCUGUAAUAUUGGAAAUAGGUGUAAGUCCUACAUAUAUAUAUAUAUAUAUUUGAUUUUAGUAUCUAUAUGUUUAAGAUAUGGUACUUUAUACUCGUGUAAUUAUGUGUUAACUAAAUAAUAAAUUGUUGUGUAUAGACAGAAAUACAAACAUUGCGAAUCACUAAUAUGACUUUUAUGAAAGACAAAAAAUAUCAAUUGUCAAUAAUUAUUUUAACAAAUUUUAACUAUAGAUCAUCGAUGAACUAUCAACAGGAAAUAUUGUUUACAAUCUUACGAAUCGCUCAAUAUAAUAACCAAGGUAAUACAAAUAAUAAUUUAUUGUACCAAGUACCAAAUAAAAAAAAAUUAUAAAUAUAUAAACAUUUUCAUAGCAUAUUAAUAAUAUUAUUAAUUUCUACAUCUUAUUUAAGUUUCUCAUCAAUACAUAUGUCGAGGUAUUUUAUAGAACUUACAUUAUUUAGAGUAUCGCACUUACAUUUAUUUUCAGUUAAAUUGUUGACACAACUUUUAGAAUGAACAUCUGAAUGUUUAGGUUUUUUGAUUGUGAGUGGGCCAAAGAAUGUAAUGGUUUUACAGUGAUGUUUAUCUUUUUAUUUUCUAUUUUUUUUUUUAUUCUGUGACCAACUGUUCUACCAGAUAUUUUACUCCGAUUUUCAAGUGUAAAAUAUUUUCUGAAAUUAAAUUUUUGUGGAGUAUUAGGUACUUUAGAGUGGUAGUUUUUUAAAUUUUCAUAGGCUUUCCCAAUAAAUGAGAAAAACCUGGAAAAAACAUAGGAAAACGGUAAAAUGUACGAAAUAUUUUAUUUUUAAAUCGUAAAUAUUAUAGCCUUUCAAAACAUGUAUAGCUGAACUCCGUUCAGAAUCCUUUUUCAAUGGAUAAAUCAUUGUGUAAAGAUAGGUACAUUAAAUUUAUCAUCUACCGUUUGUUUUUUUAUUACGAACAUGGAAUUAAUAAGUUCUUUCCAUUUUGAUUUCAAACGAAUUAUCGUAGGGGCGGAGUAGCUUGAUAGUUCUUACCGGGCAAAUAUAUAUAUGUCCUGGCCACUUCAAUUUUUACUAUUUCUUGAUACGAUCAUAUGAAUCAUAUGUCUAAUUAAAAUUUCUGUUAAAGAACCACAAAAACACAUUUUUGGAUCACACAUUUAUAGAAACUUUUAUUACCCAAUUAACAUCAUUAAAACUUCUUCCACAAUAUCCACCAUUAUACAUAUUUUUUUUAAGAGAAUACAUUUUUUAGGAAAAUGAAAAGAUUAUGAGAUCUGCUACCAAUAAAUGUGUUUUAAUAAUAUUAUUUUAGAGAUUUAAAAAAAUAUGCGUUAAAUAUUUAAUAAAAUAAAAAUUGAAAAUAUUAAGUAUCAUGUAUCUUGUAUUUAGAUGAAUUAAAUGCAUGUAACAUAAUAAAUUAAUACUCUAUUUUGAAUGCAUAUAAGUAUUAUGUAAUAUAUAAACCAAUAAAAAUAUAUUUUAUAGUUUAUAGCAUAUUUGAUAUUAUUUUAGAUGAAGAAGAAGUUCGAAUUAUUACAAAUUGUGGGAAAACCGUUGUAUUCAACCCAAAACCAUACACAAUAAUUGGAUUUGGUAACACAAAAUAAUAUAGUAUAUAAUAUAAUAUAACACAAGUCUUUUAAUAAACCUAUAAUAGUGCUAUAGUGUAUACAACCAGUAGAUAAUUUAAAUAAAGUAUAAACUAUACAGAUAAAAUAAAUAAUAGAAUUGAAAAAUGUACUUGGUAUCUAUGUAAAUUUAAAGUAGUUACUAGAUAUCUGUUUGGGUUUAAAUUUUAUACUGUAAUUGAUUCUCGUCAUUUAAUGUAAUUCAAUUAUUCAAAUCAUUGUAAUUAUACGCUACCAGUUAAUGCAACCAGCUAAUUAUGGUGAAUAGUGACAUUAAAGUUACAUAUUUUUAUAUUGAUUAAAUAUAUUAUAGAAAAUUCAUCAUUUAUGGAUUUUGAUGGUCCAAACUUGUGUUUAAAUGGUGGAUGGACUUCCAGUAGUUCAAAAUGUAUUUGUCCUCCUGGAUUCACUGGAGAGUUUUGCGAGACAGGUAAUUAAAUGUAUAGGUUUUGAAGAUAAUACCUAAUAGUACAUAAUAUAAUAAAUAAUAAUCUUAGAAUUUACUAUUGUAGAUCUUUUUUUUUUAUUUAGACAUUUCUUACAUACAGUGAUAUCAUGAACCGGUAAAAUUAUCGUAGGAUUUUAAGUGUAUUCGAUUUAUGUUUUUUCAAUCAGUAUAGAAUUGUUGCUUUAUUUUAAUCUAUUGUAAAUUUUUACCCCUGCUUUUAAUACCUUAACUGAGUAUAGAUUUUUUAUUUUAUACUCGGAAGAAAAUAUUAUUUUUUCGAACGUUUAUUUGGGGGUUCCUUUUAGAACGCAAAAACUGUAAAUCUAUAAUUUAAUUUGUAAGGAGUAGGGGAAUAAUAGUGUUAAAAUACAGAUUUAAUAAUUUCAUAAUGACUGACAAAAACUUAAAUCAAAUUCAGUUUAAUACCUCUGAGAAAAUCGAUGGUACAUUGAUUUAUCAUGCCAUGAUAAGUAAAUCAUACAAAUUAUUCUAAAUGCUCUUUUAGUAUGUGCGCAUUGACAAUUCAAUUUUAGAGAGCGUUAUUUAUUUACUGAUUUAAUGGUCACCUAAAAAUCGAUAUAAUUAUUAUAAAUAUCCAUGAAAACAAAAUUAAAUAAUGUAUGUUUUAGGUUGUGGCCCGAAUUUAUUUGGAUCUGAUUGUACUGGGAUUUGUUCUAUGCAUCUAAGUGAACAAUGCCGUGGAAUGUUUAUGUGUACGAAUUAUGGAUGCACGUGUCCAGUAGGAUUAACCGGUCCAUUGUGUAGUGAUGGUAAAUUUAGCAUUUUAUAAUCAAUAAUAGUGUUAUAAAAAUAAAAAUAAAAAUUUAAACAAAGAAUUAAUACUUGAAGAUAAUUAAUGCGCCACUGUUAUAGGUGGGAAGUUAGGAAGGUAUAAUAUAUUAGGUUAUUUAAUUUAUACCUGUAACCAACGACAAUCCAUUGCUAACGAAAAACGAUUCAGAGUAAAGUACGGAUACACAUAUUUUGAACGGCUUUGAUUUUCUUCAACAUUUUAUUAAUAAUUUUAAUAAUUUUGUUUUUACUUUAUUAUUUUAUUAUGUAUAUUAAUUUUUAUUAUCAUCAAUUUGUUAUAAUUAGAUUGCGAAUUGGGUAAAUAUGGUGCUGAUUGUGAACAAACUUGCUCGUCAAAUUGUUUUAACAAUACGUGCGAUAAAUAUACGGGCAUCUGUUCGCAAGGAUGUUCAAUAGGAUACGUACCACCGAAAUGCCAAGAAAGUAAGCUACAAUACUAAUUUAUAAUAACUUAAACCUCUAUGAAAUCCACAAAUUUAAAGUUAUUUAAGAAUUUUUCUAUAAUAUAUUCUCAAAUAUAUUGUCUAAAUAAUUUAUAUUUAUUCUAUGAAAAAUUAAUAUAAAUGUUUAAAAUGUCAGUUGUCAUUUGUCACUAAUAGUAUAAGUAUAUUAUCAAAAUUUUUAUUAUGAAUAUAGGAUCCUUGUUUCACUUUGACACUUUUGAUUAUGUAAAUCCGAAUUUAAUUCCUUUUUCAUUGUAAUUAAAAUUACAAAUAAAUUAUCGUAUAUGGACUUGGGAUUUUUAAUUGUAUUUCUAUAUAAUUUGUUUCAAAUUUCUUAAUGUUGGUCUAAUAUGUGCUGUAUAGUAAAGAAUUUUUCAUUGUUUAGGAUAUCCAUACCUAAUUAAACCACCGACAAUAAUUUCAAAUACGUUUGAGUCAAUAGAGGUAAAUCUGAAUUUUCAUUCAACUAAUAUUGGCGGAGAUAAAAAUCUAAAACUGAAAUAUUAUCAAUUAAUUUAUAAGGUAAGCUUUUAGAAAUAAUAUUAAUUAUGUUAAAUUAAUUUUCAUUAAUGACUAUGCUGUGCCAUUCACUACCUAUGUAUUAAUACGAGUAUAUAUUAUUAAAGAAUACUAUCUUUUUAUAGUAGCUAUGACUAUUGAUUGAAUUAUGAUUGUCAAUUGUAUGAACUAAUUUUUAUUAUCACUUAUUAAAUUAUUUAUAACUAUGAUGAACACAUUUGUUGUAUUUAAAAAUAUAAUAAAUUUGUAUUAUAUCCUUUUAUUCAAGUUCGCUAAAGAACAUUAAUGAAAAAGGGAAAACACGUAUAUUUCCUUCUUUAACGACAUUAACUAAGUAUUCAUAAAAACAAAUUAUUCUCCUAAUCUGAAAUAAAAAAACAUUAAAAUGUUUCAUGUAAAUGCUAUAAUCAAAAGUUGUUAAAUACUUAAAGUAGGUAACAGAAUUGGAAAUAAAAAUUAAUUGAAAAUUAUACAUGUGCUCGAUCGAAAUAAACUUAAAAGUAAUUGUCUUUAAAUUUGUUCAAAUGAUUCAUUAUAAGUUUAUAAUAUUGUACUAGGAAAAAAUCACCGUGUAUUCUAUAACAAUUUCUUAUAAAAACGCAUAUGCUUCUAUUAAAAAAAAAAAAUCAGGAUUAAUAUUGAUAUACAGGUAAUCAGAGGCGUAUAUAGGGGAGGAUUUUGGGGUUCAACCCUUCCCCUAAAAUGUAUGGUUGAUAUAGGCGUAUGGCACACAUUGGUAUUUAUGAAAAUGUAUGUGAAUAUAUUAUAUUAAAGCGUUUAAGUCGUAAUAGAUAUAAAUAUUAUUAUUAUAGUCGGGUAUGAAGUAAGAUUAGAUAACGGCGCACCGCUGCGUGUCGUUUUUUCCAAAUAUAUUAUGGUUUAUGACGUUAAUAUAAGUAACUUUACCGUUUUCAACAGUGUCAUCAGUAAGAUACUUUUCGACGUUUAAAAGAUUGAAAUCGUACUUGAGAAAUAGUUGGUACAAGCGAAAAUCGACCAACAGGAUUAGCCCUCAUGUAAACUCAUCAAAGUAUUUGAAUAGACACUCAAGAAGUUAAUCACUUCUUUUGCCAAUCUCCCUCAAAAAUUAGAUUUUGUUUUUUUAAUUUUAUUUAUGUAUACAUAUAUAUAUAUAUAUAUAUAUUUAUUUACCUAUAUGUUAUACUUGUUUAAAUCUAUAAUUGUUAAAAUAAAGUUAGUUUAUUAUAUUAAUUAAAUAAACUCGUUUUUUUAAAACUCACCCCCCCCCACCCAAAAUUAAUUUCUAUAUAUGCCAUUGCGGGUACUUUCCGUAUAGAUAUUUGAACUAUUAUUAUUAUUUGAAAUGUGCUGUACUAACCAACACAAUUUGCAUUGAAUAAAUUGUAAUUUUAUCAUAGCUCAAAACGAUAAAGUAUUUAAUGUAGGCACGCACGAAAACAGGAUUACAAGAAACUAAUUUUAUAAUAUUAUGUUUUCUUACAUUAAUGUUUUAAGUUAUUGAAUGAAGAUAAGUUUACCAAUUCCGAACCAAAGGGAAUAAGCGAAAAUAAUAACGGCUCCACUGAAAUUUUAAGCGAUUUAAAACCGGACAGUUUAUAUAAAAUUGGAGUUUUGGUUAUAACAAAUGACGGGAACUUUAACGAUCAGGAUAUCGUGUACGGUCACUAUAGAACAAUGUGUAUACGUAAGUAAUCCGAAUAGACGUAGAAACAAAUUCAAUUAAAUACAGUUGAAAAUAGAAUAAAAACUUUUAUUAAGUACGCAGGUUCUUGAAUUUAUAUUAUACGCGUAAAUUGCCUAUAUUAAUCAUAACGUAAUACAAAAGCGUCCACGAAAGUUGUGAUGUGGAUGAUAUAUUUUCAGUGGACAAUUUUUCUACCAGAGAUUUUACUCUGAUUUUCAAGUGGAGCACUUUUUCAGAAUUGAAAUUGGUGUGGGGGGGAAGUAUUAUAGGGAAGUUAAUUUUAGAUUUUUAAUAAAAUUUGAAAAACCUGGAAUAACAUGGGAAAACUGGGAGAAUAGGAUCAAUAUUCAACAAAAAUUAUUAAAGAAAAUAUAUAAUUACUAUUUAAGUAUUUUAUUUUAUCAUGAUACUGACACAUAUAUUUUUGAAAAAAGCACCAAUAUGAAUUAAAACCUGCCAAGAAUCGUUUAAUUCGUUGGCAAUGGUUUAUUUUUGCUUACAAAUGUACAUUAAAUUCCUUUCUGUACCCUAUCUCCUUAAAUUGCCACUUACAACAGUGACCGCACCCGUCUACUUUAUUGGACAGUUUUGUUUUAAAAAUAAUUUAACUUAUUUUUAUGUAAUAUUAUAAUUAAGUGCGUGUAAGCAUAAAUUACUGUCUAAUUACUGCCUAGUGGCUUCUAUUAAAUUUCUUAUUAAAUUUAUCAUUUGCUCAUGCUCCACAUGCAUUUGUUGCUUAUCAUAUUCUGCUAUUUGGUACUUAUUUGAAGUAUUUUUUGUGCUUUUAUAUGCUGAUUAGAAAGAAGAGAUUUAUAGUUUUACAAAGAUGUUUAUUUAUUUUACAUUCCUUUGCACAACUUUUAACCAAAUAUCUUGUUCUGGUGUUAAAUUGUAGCACCUUUUCAGAAAAAAAAUCGUUGUGGGGAGGUACUUUAAGAAGUUCAUUUUUCGAUUUCUUAAUUUUUUUUUAUCAAAUUUAAAAAACCGAAAAAACGGAAAAUAUAAGACACAAAGGUAUUAAUUUGAAUAUAACGAUUUUUUUUUGUGUGCAAACUUCUCUACUAGUCUUUCUGUUUCAAUUUAUAAUGAUAGCAGAUUUUCUAAAUGGAAAUCCGACUGGAAAGGUAUUUUUGGCAGUCAUAUUUCGAUUUUCUCUGUGGUUUUCCCUGAAAUUAUGAAAACCGGGAAAAUCGGUACAACAUUAAACAAAUAUUAUUAAAGAAAGAAAUUAUUAUAUAAAGCCUAUUUAAUUAAUUUGCUUAUAAAAAUUUUUUUUUUUUUUCUGAGAACAAUUUUUCAACCAGAAAUCGUGUGAUGCAAAAGGUGUUUUACAUUUUUGAAACAUAUAAAGACGAGGCUUCGCAGUUAACUGUAGGAUACCUAUUAAGUUAGAAGCAUUUGUGUUAAUAGGUAUUAAAAAUAGAAAUUAACAUUAUUAGAUUCUAAUAGAAUUAUUAAAGUAGUUCAAAAAGAGAUAUUUAAAAAAAAAAAACCCCUUUAAUUUUAAAUUAUUUACAUCAUUAUUUAAUUAUAUUAAAGAGGUUAGGUAUAAUAUAAUAUAAAUGAUAUAUAACAAUUUAUAUUGUGAUACUAAAUUAUCAGACUAUACUAUGUAUCAAUAAAAAGAAUUCCUAAAUAUCGGCCGUAACAUAUUAAGUUUUAUGGGCCGGUCUAAAGGUCCAAUCUGUCCCCGAUCAUCCCCCAAAAAAACUUAGUUUCUUUUUUUCGUUUUGGUAAUUUAUUUUUUCUUGGUAUUGUUAACACCUAUUUAAAUCACCCUCUCUACAUCCCAAAAACGGUCCAAAUUACAAAAAAUUUACUUAUAUCGAGAUUCAACGUAUUUCAUUAUCCAAACUUUGAUAGUAUAAAAAGUACACUUGUAAUAGAAUUCCGAAAUUAAUAUUGGAUUUAUUCACACUUUUAUAGAACCGGAAAUAAACGAUUACGGCAUUAAAGUAAUACCCGAAGUAAAAAGCGUCCAUAUAACGUGGAAUAAAGUAAGUGUUUUUUUUAUUGUAAUUAUUAAUUGUUAAUUUACCGUUUUAAAACUGUAAAUAUACUGUAAAACAUCAUUGUUACGUAUUAGGUAUACUUAAAUAAACAUUUUUAAUUUCCAGAUAAUUACUAAACGACUUGAAUGCGAAGUUCGUGAAUAUGUUUUGACGUUAACGUUAAAUCAAUCGAAAAAUGGAAUCUCUGAUAUUCAAGAAAUAUUAUCAAGUUCAGACAGUGGACACGUAAUAAACGAUCUCUAUCCUGGAUAUCGAUACACCGUUUCAAUGACUCCUAAAACUUCUUUAGGUUCCUUACAGCCAUCAUCUACUUAUUCAUUUAGUCCAUUUAUGCCGGGUAAAUAUUAGUUUUAAUUAAAUUAACUUAUAUGUCAAUAUAAACGUUUUUUUUCUUUAUUUUUUAAUUAAUUUUAAAUUUAUAGAGUCAGAAAUGAAAAUAAUUGAUAUUGUCACUAGCAUCAACAAUGAUAAAAUAAAAGUAUCGUGGAAAUUAGGAUCUUCAGUUUAUCCAUUCAAUACGUUGGUUAAAAACCCAGUAACAUGCGUUGUCAGUUACAAAGUAAUUUUAUUAAAUUUAAAUAAUAUUAGUUACCUACCUACUUUUACUUAUCUAACUCGUUCAACAAUAAUUAGUAAAUAUUUCGAAUGAAAACUAUGUUCGAUUAAUUUACAAUUAUUAUAUAUUAUGAAUUCAAACAUUUAAACCCCUUUUGAAGUUAUGACCAUGUGGUGCUUAUACUUACGAGUAAAUGUAUUUUAGUAUGUCAAAUACUUCUUCAUUCCUGUAUGAAAUACUUAUGCAAGUUAUUUAAAUAAAAUAAUUACAAUGUCGUUUGGUUAAUUAUAAAUAAUUUAUUAUACUAAUUUAGUAGAUAUGAAUUUAUCCAAAUAUAGGGUGAUAAUAUUUAUAUUACAGAUUAUUUAGCUAAACUUAAAACAACCUAAAUAUUUUAACAAAAGAAUACACGUUGAUAAUCGACUUUAAUACGACUUUUGGUCACAUAUAUUCUAUAAAUUAAAUCCACGCUUAUACAAUAUUUUAGCUCAAUAGAAUAUUCAGUUGUUCUCUAAAUGAAAUAAAGAACGAUAAUUGGACAUCAAUACAAAUUUACAACCAAACAAGUUAUGACAUAUUCGGUGCUGUACCUCAUUCACAAUACUAUAUUAAAGUCGGAGUUCUCAAUUCAGUUCAAAAAGAAAAUACGGUGUAUGUUUAUACACCACCGUCAAGUAAAAUAAUAUAUUAUCAAACUCUCCUACAGUCACACAUUGUUAUUUACUAUAUAAUAUAAAUAUUUGCCCUUUAGAUCCACAAAUAAAACCUGAAAUCGAUAUAAACUCUCCAAUAUCAGUGACGAAUAGCUCGGUAAACGUUAAGUGGAAUGCCGAUUCUAUAGAUUGUACAAAGCUGAACGGAUUCUUAUUGGGAUAUUAUAUAGAAUUAAAGGUUUUUUUAUAAAUAAAAGUACACACAAUUAUUUCUUUACUAUAUAAUAUCCAAAUCAUUUUUUUUUUUUUUUAAGGAUACGAGUAGUAAUAUUUUAAAAACAAAAGAGACGAAACAAAAUAUUAUUUCUUUCGAUAAUCUCAAUUCGAAUACUACCUACGAAAUGAAAGUUUUUAUAAAAACACAUGUCGGUUAUAACCCUGAGCAAUUUUUCCGUGUCAAUUUUACUACUAAACUUAUGAGUAGGUUAACCAAAAUAUAUUGUAUAUUUGUAUGAAACUAUAAAAAUAUUAUUUCUAUAUGGUCUAUAUGAUAAUUAUAGAUUUGAAGCCAGUUGAUGAUUUAAUGGUUUAUAAAAAGAGUGCGAAGAGUCGUGUAGUAGGACUUCGUUGGAGCUUUUUUUCAGAAAAUACAAAUUUGAGUGGAUUCAUAGUUUCAUUUAAUGAAAACUUAACAAAUACAUCUUUCAUUCUACCAAUGAAAUGUCCUGCUUGGCCAGAAUACUACUGUCAUACAUUCUAUAAUUUAAAUUUUAAUAAAUACUAUGGUAAAACUUAUAAAUUCAAUGUACGUGCAUAAUAAGUUUUUUUAGCAUUUAUUUAUUUGGGCUGAAUAGAAUGAAUUAUCUAUUAAAAGAUAUAUUUUUUAAUCAUUACAGAUAACUCCUAAGUCAUAUGAUUAUCCAAAUGGUGGUGUUGUUUCAUCGAUUUCUUUCAACAUUGAAGACGGACGUAAGUUAAAUGAUAUUUACACUAGUUUCUCGAUUAUUUGAAAUUCAGGGGACCAAUCCGGAAAUAAGAAUUAAAAUACAAAAAAGUUUUCCAAUAUUUAAUCUUGGAGUUUAUUUGAGAAAAAAAUUCAAACCAAAAGACGUUGAGCAAUGUUGUAUUGAAGAAAUGUAAAAUUGAUUCACUAAGCGCGCUUACCUCAUAAUUUAUUUAAUUUUAUAUUCAAAUUCUGUUUUUGGAUUGUUUAAGUGUAUUUAAGCUGCCGAUUUAUUCGGUAUACUUAUAGAUAUAUUUAUCAUUUAAGGAAUAUUUUAUGUUGAUUGGCGAUAAAAACUUUGAUUUUUCAAUUUAGAACUUCUAUUAAAAAUUCCAUAAAUAGAAUUAUAAAAAGGAUUAGUAUUUUUUUAAAUAGAUUUUGAUGUCAACAUUUUUGAUUUCCAUCAAUUCGUUCACUUAAUAUUUUAUUUUUAUUUCAGGUAGGGGAAGAGUAGUGGCUUAUAAUUUAUGUUGUGGCAGGGUGCGCAGCGUUUUAUUAGUGCUUCACUAUUAUUCAUCUACAUAAUCUAAAAAGUUGAAUAUCUUGUCAACGGGUUGACGGAACCCAAUUAAAAAUUUCAACACUGAAAUUUAUUGCAACUAAAACUUUUUCAAUUUAUGCAUUUUUUCAUAUAGGUUCCCUUUCUAAGUGUUAAAGUUGACCCCUAAAACCUUCACAAAUAUUACAGUAAAAUAAAAUAGAGGAAAAAUUAUUUCAGAUCUUUAUAAAUAAAGAUUUGUAUUAUUUAUGUUUCUCUCUUAUGAAAAUUUAUUUGAUAAAACGAUUUACAAGGAUAAUCCUUUUUCCAAAAAUAAAUCUGACUAGUGAGGUACUUUAGGGCGGUUUAAGUUUCCAAUUUUCUUUAAUUUAUUGUUAUUAAUUAAUUUUUGAGAUACAUUUGAAUACAUAAAAGGCAUAUUGUUUUUUAGAUAGGUAUAUUGGCUUAAUCAAAGGUGUGUUUUUUUAUAAAAUUGCAUUCGUUUAUCUAUCCUAGAUUUUUAUUAUAGUGUUUUGGAACUAUAUAUUUAGGUCUAAAAUAUCCUAAAAAUAUGACUGUGUUUUAUAUUUCUUUUAUAUAAUUUCUGUGCGCUUACAAUAUUAAUCCAAAUAUAUUAAUAUUAUGAAAAUAAAAAUAAAAUUAUUUUUAACUACUUCCGUGAAUUUUCAAACAAGUUGCUAGAAAUAACUUUGAAUCAUCCCACUUCUGUAAGUGUCUAGUAAUUAUCCACAUAUGUAUACAUUGAAAUUUCCAUGUCUUAAAAUGCAUUCAUUUCUGAAAUGUAGCAUAGAAAAAAUUUGUUCUUAACUUACAUUACUUGAAUAUUUGCUUUUAUAAUAAUAUAGAAAACUAUAUUAUAAAAAAGUACCGACUAGGAAUUUCCAAAAAUUAAAAUGAAGAUCAAAAUUCCUAAUUCUUGUUUGUAAACUUGUAGACAAAAAAAAAAUACUUAUUGUAUGAAAAUUGUUCCUUGGUCAAUUUGGAAUAUAAAACGUAAAUAUGUCUAAUUUUGAGUGUAAUAAACACUCAGAACCUACAUUUUCUGAUUCUCAUUUAAUAAAUCAAAGUUGGUAUCACCACAGGAUACUCUUUAAAUGUUGUGAAAAAUCUAAGUAGAUAUAUCAAAAAUAGCGGCUUUAACUACACUUAAUAGUUCCAAAAAUCAGAAUUUAUUUUUAUGCAAAAUUUAAUCAAAGAAAUGGAAUGAGCACGCUUUGUAAGUCAUCCUGUAUACAAGUGUGUACAAAGAGAAUAUGUAUUAAACUUGUAGACUAUGAGUAUUGAAUAUAGUAUCUACCCCAAGAAUUAAACUGUAGAAUGUUGAUAUCUUCGAAUUAUUGCAGUUACUGAAAUGCAUUAGAGUAGUUUUGGAGUUACGAAUGUUUUUUUCAUGAUGUUUAAUUUCAUUUAUAAAAUUAUUCGAAUACUUUUUUAUAACAAUUAUCAGCUAUAUUGUGUACAAGGUGUCAUAUUUAGUAUUCUUCUCAUUUAUGUACAGUGCCUGAUUCUCCGGUUAAUCUCAAGGCUCAAGACAUUAAUAAUACUACUAUCACUCUGCAAUGGGAUAUUCCAUGGAUAUUUAAUAGUACUUUAAAAAUGUUCGUUAUGAACAUAGAAGACAUUUUACCUGUGGAUAGUGAAAACAUGGUUGAUUAUAGGAAUCCAAUUAUAGAAAUACAAAUCGACGAAGAAUUACCUACUUAUAAUUAUACGGUAAUUAAUAAAUAAUUUAUAAAAAGGCUGAUAUAUCUACUUUGUACGAUGGGGUGGGUUAUUAUUGGAGAUGAUAAUUUGAGAAGAUGGAAUAUAAAGUGGAGUUCGGUUACACGAUUUUUGAAAAGCCGUAAGAUUUACAAUUUUCGCCAAAAUUGGACAUUAAAUUCUUAUAAAAAAAAAUAAAAAUGAGUGCAGUUUAGAAAUUGUUUUCACUAAAAAUGAUGACUUAUAACAACGUUUUGUUAAAAUUUUAAGCAUUUUAAACAUUUUAAUUUCUGGUUGGUCUAAUAAUUUUGUCCACAGAGUAACUACCAUAGAAAAGUUGUGUAAAAUAUUCGUUAAAUUAUUGUACAUCUAUCUCUAUAAACAGCUUAAAAAUGUCUCAAAUGUUAUGAAAAUUGUGUACCACGUGUAGAAAAAACAAAUAUCAUUAUUAUGUCCAAAAUUCAAGUUUUUAUGAUACUUUUAACUGAAUCACAACAACAAAAAAAAAAAAAAAAUUGAAAAUAAUACAUUUCGUAAAUUUUUCCUUUUUUUUCCCAAUCAGAGCAAAAUUUCUGGUUGAGAAGUUGUUCAGAGGAAAAAUUAAUAAACAACACUUUAAAACCAAUACAUUUCUCUCUUGACUUAAAAUAUAAAUUGUCUUGUAUUUUUAUUUUAAAGGUCUGAGCCCUUUACAUUUAAAUAGUUGCUGGUAUUUAGUAACUGGUAACAUCGAUUGAUAUGCUACGCUAACUAGCAACGUGGAAAUCAGCUUUUAGUGAUGAAAUUAAAACUUCCUUUCAGACUUCGAAGAUUUAAAUUAAAUAGAAUCAGUAAUUUUACUUUAUACAAAAAUCAAAAUGAGUCUCCGCCCUUCUCCGUCUUACCCACAAAAAUAGUCACCCAUGAACUUUUUUUGCGAAAUUUUUAAAUAAAUAAAUUUGUUAAAAAACAGUUAUUUGUGUUAUAGUGAUUUUAAUUCAUAUCUUUUCGAACUUCACGUUUAUUGCAAUAUAAAGUAUAACAACCGUCCCCAUUAACUGGCCCUUUUAAUGCAUUUCAUAUUUUCGUAAUUUUUAUAUUGUUGUACAAUCAGUCGUUAUUUAAGUUUCACAUUACACUAUCAUUUUAACAAAAUAAAUAACACAUUUGUAAUUAAAUAAUAUACAUUUACUAGCUCUCCUGCCCAGCGUUGCCCGUACCAUUUUUUACCCAUAUUCCUUUUUGGUUUUUACUGUGUCAGUAAUGAAUAAUUACAAAUAAAAACAAAUAGGUGGAAAGUGGGUAGUUCACCUUCGCUGGACUAAUAUAGUUUUCUGUUAUAACAUUUUUUCAUGAAAAACUUUAGAAUGAUUGUGAUGUUGUCUUGCCCAGCGUUACCCAUGUCAUUUUUUAUUAUUUUUUUUAGCUAAAUUAUUUGGUGUAUAUAUAUAUAUAUAAAAUACUAAUAUCGCGAUUAAAAAAAAAGUAGAGGGUUGUUUUGUCAUAUAUUUUUAACACACACACAUAUAGACAAAAUUGUUAAACUUACUGUCUUACUGAUGAAAUUACGUUGAAGACAGUUUAAGGCAUUACAUUUAAUUGCAUAAAAUAAUGUGGCACAUAGAUCUUUAGAAUUAUUUGUAUUUAUAAUAGUUACCAUAGAUACGUUUUGACCAAACUUUUCCAUUUUUUUUCUAUUUCGUCCGUGUAACUAAGGUUAUCUAUAAAAAUCGGAUUGAGAUGUCAAUUUUUGAUUUUCUCAAAAGUUUUCUCACCAAAUGCGAAAAACCGAAAAAUAAAAACAGGGAAAUUUACGAAAUAACAAAAUAUAAUAUUACGAUUUUGUUUUCGAUGGACAACUUUUUCACCAGUAAUUUUUGUUCAAAUUUUAAUGAUGCAAGGUUUUUUAAAGGAAAUUUCACUAGGGAGACACUUUAAUGAAGUCAUUUUAAGAUUUUCCUAAUAGUUUUUUCUAGUUAAUGUGAAAACCCGGGAUAAACCUGGGAAAACCGAGAAAAACGUCAGAAACUGGGAAAAUCGGUACAACAUUAAAUAAAUUUCAUUAAAGGAAAUAUAAAAAGCCUAUUUAAUUAUUUACUAUAAAAUGACAUUAUAUAUUGUUGACAUAGCAUCUCUAUCAACUGAAUUCCGCUCAGAAUCGUUUUUUCGUAAGGAAUAGUUUAUCGUUUCUUACAGAUAUACAUUAAAUUCCCGUCUAUAUCCUAUCUUCCCAACUUCCCACCUUUCCAGUGACUGCAUCUAUCCCCAUUAAUAUACAUUUUUUAUUUUUCUGUCUGUAAACAACGUUUUGAAAAAAAAUCUUGUAGAAUAUAUUUUUUGAAAGGAAAUUCUGUCUAGUUGGUGCAUCUCUCAAGAGGAAUCAUUUUUUUUAAUUUUCCAAAGGGUUUUCGAUUCAAUUAUGAAAAACUAAAGGAAAUUUUAAAUAAAACGGCAAAUAUUUUCAACCAGGAAUAUUACUCAAAUCCAAAAAUAACAACAGUUCAAUUUGUUCCUUUUAACAUGCAGCAACUGACGAAGGAUGUAGUUCUUUGAUUUCUAUAGUAUUUGUUAUAAUAAUUAAGGAAAAACCAAAAAGAGAAAACUACGAUUUUUUUUUUAAAUUACGAUACUACAAUUUUAUUAUUUAAACUGUAUAUGACUAAUGAUUUCUACUGUAAAUAUUGCUCCAAUAGAAAAAUGACAAGAGACCUUCAUUGUUGUAGUUUAAAUUUAGUUGGUGUGCAAAAACGUCGUUUUUGAUUUUCUUUAUAGUUUUUUUAAAUUUGACCGAGAAGUAACGGGUAAAUUUACAAAAAAUAUUCUUUUUACUAUUUUAAAUUUUAUUUUUUUUAUUUUGAUUCUGUUAUACAUAUUCGUAAAAAAUUGAAAUUUGAAAAUAGAAUUAAAUUUGCCCGUAAAUUUGUCGUAUAAUUUUCAAAACAUUUGUACCAUUUUUGACCUAUUUAUAGAUAUUAUAUUUUUACGUAACAUUUAUACGGUAGGUACUUCGUGGAUGUAGUUGUUAGAUUAAACAGAAAUGCUUGAGCAUUUAACAAAAAGUUCAUAAUUAUUCGUACUUGACGAUAAAAAAAAUUGAGUGUAAUGUAGAAUUUUUUUUUUAUAAGAGUUUUAAAACCAAAUUUUGGCAAAUAUCGUAAAUUUUACAGUCAUUAAAAACAUGUGUAAUCAAACUUUGCUCAGAAUCAUUUUUCGUUAGCAAUAGUUUAUUAAAGUGGCGCACACUGAGGGGGGGGGAGGUCAGGGGCUAAAAACCCCUUCGAAAUAUCUUCCUUCACUACAUUUUAUUACUCAAAUUUUACAUUUAUCAACAUAAUACCGGUAUUUUAUAUCAUAGAACAAAAUAAAAUUUAAUUUCAUCAAAAAUAAUUUAUUCAGUUAUAAUAGUGAUAGUACUGUACUAAUAUAUAUAUACUAAUAUGUGCUAUUUCCUCUCAAGAAAAUUAUUGUAAACAAAUCACCUUCCGAAAAAAAAUGCUGCGUGCACUACUGGUUUAUUGUUGUGUACAGAUGUAAAUUAAAUUCCUCUCUUUAUCCUACCUUCCAACCAUCUUACCUAUAACAGUGACUUAACCGUUAUACAAAGUAUAUCCGUCUUUUUAAUUGCAUAUUUGGUUAAAAAUAAAUAAAUUACAUCCUAUUAAUCAUGAAUUUGUUUUAUAGGUAACAAAUCUAAAACCCGGAUAUACGUAUACAUUUGGAGUGUUGGCCGUAUCCAAAUCUUUAUGGUAUAGUGUUCCGGCCAGAAUUUCCGUUACAACACUGAGAUAA